Sporothrix brasiliensis 5110 is the source of this 1737-nucleotide messenger RNA. RefSeq lists its product as uncharacterized. Bases 1 to 1737 code for a protein of 578 amino acids. The record is from RefSeq and is a predicted model, not a curated record. NCBI's taxonomy places the organism in Eukaryota, Fungi, Ascomycota, Sordariomycetes, Ophiostomatales, Ophiostomataceae. The transcript has a single exon.
AUGACAUGCGAAGCUACCCACGAAUCGAAGGCUUUUGUACAAACCACCAACAGCAUCGACAUCCCCAAAUAUAGCGGUGUCUGGGACUGGAUGCGUCCAGCAGAACCAUCAACGGACGGACAAGGCCGAGCCAACUACGGUGACUUGUGGUGUGAAGAGCCGGCCAUCUUCUCUCUCGAUGAAGAAUUGGACCAAGACCCAAGAAAAGAUGAGGCCGAAACGAUCCAAGAAGAGACUGCCGGCGAGAAACGCAAGACGGUCAUGACAUAUCGUAGCGGCGGCUACGGCGAUGGGGGAAACAAGGACAAGUUUACGUGCAAAACACUGAAUAUGGCCAAGACAAUGCAGCUUCGAAACACGCUACGACAACGAGCGGCGUUUGCGCAGGUGCUGAAGCAGUGCGGUCUGCGCACACAGCGGAUCUUGUUCACGCACAGCACGGGAUCUUUGCUUUUGACCACACCCAGCAAGUUGCGACAUGAGAUUUGCCUUUUCAUGGACGACGAAGACAUCAAAGAGGACAUCGAAGAGGAUAUUGAAUGUGCCGCAGCCGGAAGUGUGGACAAAGAGGAUGGGAAGAUGGAUGAUGGCCCUCUUGUCGACACCAGUGUCUCAGAGACGAUUCUCACGGCAGCCUCGCCCCCACCGUCGCGUCCUAUGAAUAUUGGCAUGUCUGAAAACACGAUCCUCAGGCCAGAUCAAGGACAAGCAUGCAAGAUUCUCCAACUCGUUGAUACAGCACGCACUACGAAUCUCGGCGGCGGCGAGCUGUCAUGUUUUACGUUGUCUCGCAUGGACAUUAUGGCCUGGGGCAGGAUUGACCCGUACUUUUCCACUGCCCCCAUAGAAUCUGACUUCGGUUCUGAAGCGGACAUCAUGCAGAUGGACCACAUCGACAAUGAGUUUGACACGGGCAUAUCCGGCAUCGGUAAUACUACGUACGAUUACAACGACCACGUAAGUGACACUAGUGUUUAUAUGGAAGACAUUUUGGCCGAGACGGAUCUUUCCAUUCAUAUUGAUACGAUGAUGUGUGAUGGCGAUGACGAGAACGACGAUGACGACGACGAUGACAACAGUUCGGUCUUUAUCACUCGCUUUCCCCCGCCCGAUGCAUUGAUGUCGUAUGGACGGGGCUACAACGUCGACGACGAAUCCGACACCAUGAGCGAUACGAGCGACGAUUCGUUGUUUUCGGACCUUUCCGACUCGUUCUCCCUGUUGCGGCUCGACAUCGAUAUAGAGAUCGUGGACGUCCCUACACCAUCGCCGCCAAUUCUCUCCAAAGCCUCGCGCGUGACCAAAGUGCGUGCACGGACGGGUGGAUGGUGGAACCGAGAUGCUUGCAAGACUCGUCGACAGCGGGCGCAGCACGGUACGGAACACAGGGGUCUGCUGAGAGCAUUCAAGUCCAAGUUGUUGGCGGAGACGAGCAAACCGUCCAUGAAGGACGCGCUUUUCAGGGUGGAGACCAGAAGCACAUCUGCAAAUAAGAAAAGUCCGAGGAGGAUGACGGGCCUCGCUUCGACAAUGAGGAUGCUGUCGCCAAGAAAGAUUAAACUUCCGAAAACGAUGGAGAGGGCGCUGGUAGGCUUGACCAUGGGACAAGGCCCUGCAGCGUCCAUCGACAAUGAAGUCAGUGACACAGUGAUGGGCGUGGUCCAUGAAAGCCAUCUAGGAUAUGGACGCACUUUGUAUGAGCACGACGUAACAGCGGCACGAUCGGAUGCAUUUUGA